AUGCCCAGCUCGCCUGAGCACGUGAAGAAGCCGCUCUGGAAGGCCUUCACCACCGCCCGCCAGAACCGCAACCCUGGCAUCCUCCUUCCCGUUGUCCGUGAACAGCACGCCAAACCCGUCCACGGCGGUGUCCAAGAAGGCCUCGCAACCAAGAUCGCAACCCUCGAAACCACCUCCCUCUACCUCAUCACCAGCAAGGCGGAAGAGCAGGCUGACAUAGUCGACCUCCGAAACCAACUCGCCUCGAUUCAGUCGGAUGUCGAGAAGCUGAGGACCGCCUGCAACGACCUUGUCAAGAUCGUCCAGUACUUGACUCCCAACAUCUACGUGUAUGUCUUCGGCGUCCUCGCAGGGGGGGCAGUCCUGGGUCUGCAGAUCGCGAAUCUCUGCCACGCAGACCCCCGCUUCACUUUCUCCGCCGCCAUCGUCGGCCAGGUCGCUGCCCUCGUCGUCGCUGGAUUUGUCGUCUACUCUUGGUUCAAGACGCGCCCGCUCGCCGCGAACUUGGCCAUCUUGCCGGCUCCGGUGACGGCGCGUAACGUUUAG
This is a messenger RNA of Rhodotorula toruloides NP11, 546 nucleotides long. RefSeq lists its product as uncharacterized. NCBI's taxonomy places the organism in Eukaryota, Fungi, Basidiomycota, Microbotryomycetes, Sporidiobolales, Sporidiobolaceae. The coding region runs from base 1 to 546 and encodes 181 amino acids. The record is from RefSeq and is a predicted model, not a curated record. The transcript is spliced from 4 exons.